CAUUCUGAGGCUGUCCUGAGGCUAUCUCUGGCAACUCAAAGCGAAAGAUUUGCAACCUACGCGGGCCCAAUUCAGGAUACAUAACUAGAGGAUACAGUCCCAGGAUCUGUCUCGAUCCUCCUGCAUAUUGGACCGUCUUAUCUUCUGAGCAUUCGCCGCAUUCCUAGGCUGUAGACGUAAGUCAUGGGUAACGAGCAAUCCCAGGAAGAAUACGAGGGGCUUCCAGAGAUCCUCGAGGACAGAGAUAUUCCAUCCAUAGCAAAGUACAUGAAAUCGGACAAAUGCAAGAACAUCUUUGUCAUGGUGAGAGUCAGUACAAGUGCUGGCAUUCCAGACUUCCGGUCACCAGGAACAGGUAUGUCGUCUGCGAGCUUAUACGUGAGUUCUAAUCUUCAACGCCUUAACUUGCCUCACCCCGAGGCAGUCUUCGAAAUCAAUUUCUUCCGCGAGAAUCCAGUGCCCUUCUAUACCCUCGCCAAAGAGCUCUUCCCGGGGAGGUACCGCCCGACGCCGACGCACUCCUUCGUGCGUGUGCUGCACAAUCGCAAGCUGUUGGGUAUGUGCUUCACGCAGAAUAUCGACACGCUCGAGCGGCUCGCAGGCGUGCCCGAGAGCGCGGUCGUCGAGGCUCAUGGCAGCUUCGCGGACCAGCACUGCAUCGAGUGCGGCUCGUGGUACGACGGGCACAAGCUCCGGGACCAGAUCCUCGCCGGCGAAAUCGCGUACUGCAACGAGUGCGGCGGGCUCAUCAAGCCCGACAUUGUCUUUUUCGGCGAAUCUCUCCCGCCGCGCUUCCACAAGACGAUCGGCUUGCUACGCACCGCGGACCUGCUGAUCGUGAUGGGUACCUCGCUCACCGUGCACCCCUUCGCCUCGCUCACGCGGAUGGUGCCCGAGGGCUGUCCACGUGUACUCGUCAAUAUGACGUCCGCGGGAGACAUUGGCACGCGCGCGGACGACGUGACGCUCCUCGGCCGCACCGACGAGGUCGUGCGCGAGCUGUGCGAAGCCCUCGGCGAAGACUGGAUCCGCGAGCUCGACGCGAUGUGGGCGGAAACCGAUAAGUAUGCGCACCGCAACGGCGAGACCGAGGAGGAGGAGGCGCAGACCAGGAAGGACACGAAGACGACCGAGGAAGAGAAGAAGGCACAGGAGGAGGCGGUGGAGGACGAGGUGGACAAGAUCACGAAGGAGAUCGAGAAGUCGCUGCAGAUCGGUGGGGUGCCGAAGGACAGCGAAGAAGAGACGAAGGCUGACAGCGAGACGAAGCCUGAGGUGCCAGCUGAAGCCUCAGCAACGGUCGGUCUGAAGGCAGAUGCGCAGGCAGACGACACAAUCGCUGCACCUGCAACUACCAAACAACAGACAGAGGCCAACGAGGAAGCCAAGGAUGGUGCAGGAGCAGAUGAUGACUCCGAAAAGAAGGAAAAGCUGGUGGAAGGAAAGCUGUAAGUUGUUCUGUACUACUAUAUGCAUGUAUCUUGUAUGCCGGCUCAAGAUCCGAU
Phanerochaete carnosa HHB-10118-sp is the source of this 1505-nucleotide messenger RNA. RefSeq lists its product as uncharacterized. Gene Ontology annotation, molecular function: histone deacetylase activity, NAD-dependent; NAD+ binding. The transcript has 6 exons. Bases 184 to 1452 code for a protein of 422 amino acids. Lineage: Eukaryota; Fungi; Basidiomycota; Agaricomycetes; Polyporales; Phanerochaetaceae. The record is from RefSeq and is a predicted model, not a curated record.